Trametes versicolor FP-101664 SS1 is the source of this 1069-nucleotide messenger RNA. Its product is annotated as tryptophan synthase beta subunit-like PLP-dependent enzyme. The transcript is spliced from 4 exons. Gene Ontology annotation, molecular function: pyridoxal phosphate binding; L-serine ammonia-lyase activity; threonine racemase activity. The coding region runs from base 1 to 1005 and encodes 334 amino acids. The record is from RefSeq and is a predicted model, not a curated record. Gene Ontology annotation, biological process: L-serine metabolic process; D-serine biosynthetic process; pyruvate biosynthetic process. NCBI's taxonomy places the organism in Eukaryota, Fungi, Basidiomycota, Agaricomycetes, Polyporales, Polyporaceae.
AUGUCCGCCAACGAGGUGACUCGCGCCAACGCUGAGUCUACUCCGCUUACUCGUGCAUCGAUACUCGCCGCCCACGAAGCGAUCGUGCACCAGAUCCACCGGACGCCGGUCUUCACGUCCUCGUCCCUCUCCGCCCUGCUCCCGGGAAAGAACACGCUGUACUUCAAAGCGGAGAACCUGCAGAAGGGCGGCGCGUUCAAGUUCCGGGGCGCCAGCUACAGCCUGUCACGGCUAACUGCGCAGGAGCUCGAGCGCGGCGUCUGCACGCAUAGCUCGGGCAACCACGCCGGAGCCCUCGCGCUCGCCGCCAAGGAGCGCGGCGCGAAAUGCUAUGUAGUCAUGCCAAAUAACUCCGCCCAGCCCAAGAUAGAUGCGGUGCGCUCCUACGGGGCCUCGAUUACGUUCUGCGAACCGAACGCGCCAGCACGGGCGGCGGCGCUGGCAACUGUGCAGGCCGAGACCGGGGCUACGUUCGUGCCUCCGUACGACGCGGUGAACACCAUCCUUGGACAGGGCACCGCCCUACUCGAACUUGUUGAGCAGGCCCCGGAGCCCCUCGCUGCGGUCAUCGCGCCCGUGGGCGGCGGCGGGUUGCUAGCGGGGACGGCGCUCGCUGCUGAAGGGACGGGCGUACGCGUAUUCGGGGCGGAACCAGCGGGUGCGGACGACUGCGCACAGGGCCUGAAGGAGGGCAAGCGUCGGGAGGAUGUCCAGGCGGACACCAUCGCGGAUGGGCUGAGGACGCCCGUUGGGCUCAUCAACUUCCCGAUAAUCCAGGAAAAGGUCGACAAGGUCAUCACAGUCACGGACGAGGAAAUCGUGGAGGCGAUGCGGCUCAUGUGGGAGCGGCUGAAGCUGGUCGUCGAACCCAGCGGCGCGGCCGCGUUUGCCGCUGUUCGCAGUGCUCAGUUCCAGGAGUUGGGCGUGCAGGGCGCCGUUGGCAUCAUCAUCAGCGGUGGCAACAUCGACCUGUCUAAGCCUUUGCCAUGGGUACGGUCAGAAUAGGCGGCAGCCUGUGUCAAAAUUGGUAAAUGUACAACAGAGCGGAUCUAUGCGUCAAUCGGUUAAA